AUGGACCUCCACAGGGCAGCCUUCAAGAUGGAGAGCUCCUCCUAUUUGCCUAAUCCUCUUGCCUCCCCAGCCCUCAUGGUCUUGGCCUCCACUGCUGAAGCUUCCCGCGAUGCUUCAAUUCCCUGCCAGCAGCCGCGUCCAUUUGGAGUCCCCGUGUCUGUUGAAAAAGAUGUCCAUUUGCCAUUUAACAAUGGCUCUUACACUUUUGCAUCAAUGUACCACCGCCAAGGUGCAGUCCCACCAGGAUUUCCCAACAGAGACUUCCCUCCAUCCCUCCUCCACCUUCACCAUCAGUUUGCACCACCUAACCUGGACUGCUCACCCAUCAGCAUGCUGAACCACAGCGGCGUCGGUGCCUUCAGGCCUUUCGCCUCACCUCCAGAUGAUCGAGACGGGCCACCAGGCGGUUAUCAGUCUGCUUUCACUCCAGCCAAGCGCCUUAAGGGCUGCCUGGAUCCAGAGGCUUCCCCCCACCUGCGGUACUCUGAUGCUGAGGGGAAAGAGUAUGAUUUCGGUGGUGCUCAGAUCCCACCUGGAGGCUCGCCCAGCAGCACACUGAAGGUGGUUGAGGACAGUGGAAAAAAGAUCUUUGCUGUGUCAGGACUCCUGUCUGAUCGAGAGACCUCCUCCAGCCCAGAGGACCGCAUUGACCGCUGUGAGUAA
Nematolebias whitei (Rio pearlfish) is the source of this 663-nucleotide messenger RNA. Its product is annotated as E3 ubiquitin-protein ligase Rnf220. The record is from RefSeq and is a predicted model, not a curated record. Gene Ontology annotation, molecular function: ubiquitin protein ligase activity. The coding region runs from base 1 to 663 and encodes 220 amino acids. Gene Ontology annotation, biological process: protein ubiquitination. NCBI's taxonomy places the organism in Eukaryota, Metazoa, Chordata, Actinopteri, Cyprinodontiformes, Rivulidae. The transcript has a single exon.